AUGAAGCAAUCUUGCUCCAGAACAAGGAAACCACAAGUCAAAGGCAGCACUUGGAUCUUUGGCUAUUUCCUCCUUUGGCUCUGUAAAAAAGUGAAGCUUUUCAGCUUUGGGCCACGAUGGGCAUCCUGGAAUAUUGGUGUGUUCAUCUGUAUCCGCUGUGCUGGGAUCCACAGGAACCUGGGAGUGCACAUAUCCAGGGUCAAAUCCGUCAACCUCGACCAGUGGACGCAGGAACAGAUACAGUGUGUGCAGGAGAUGGGAAAUGGCAAAGCAAAUCGUCUCUAUGAAGCUUACCUGCCUGAGAACUUCAGGAGGCCUCAGACAGAUCAAGCUGUGGAAAGCUUCAUCAGGGAUAAAUAUGAGAAGAAGAAGUACAUGGACCGAAGCAUCGACAUCAAUGCGUUCAGGAAAGAAAAGGAUGAUAAGUGGAAGAGGAGCAACGAGGCAGUGUCAGAAAGGAAACUGGAACCCAUCAUCUUUGAGAAGGUGAAAAUGCCUCAGAAGAAAGAAGAAACGCAGCAAUCCAGGAAAAGCUCUCCUAAAUCUGAACCAGUCAUAGACUUGUUGGGACUUGAUGCUCCUGUGACCACCCCAAUCCCCAAUGGCAGGCCCAGCAGCCUGGAGAAGGACCUCGAUCUCUUUGCAUCCAUGGGAUCAUCAAGCUCAGACUCCAGGAAGGUCAUUGGCUCUAUGCCCACAGCUGGAAGUGCUGGAUCUGUUCCUGAAAACCUGAAUCUCUUCCCUGAGCCUGGAGGCAAAGGGGAGGAGGUGGGGAAGAAACAACUCUCUAAAGAUUCCAUCCUGUCCUUGUAUGGCUCCCAAACACCUCAGCUACCUGCACAAGGUGCAAUGUUCAUGGCUCCAGCUCAGAUGGCCUAUCCUGCAGCUGCCUAUCCCAGUUUCCCAGGAGUGCCCCCAUCCAGCAGCAUGCUGGGAGGGCUGGUGGCCCCACCAGUGGGGCUGGUGGCCCAGCCUGGAGCCACGGGGGUGGUGCCACCCGUGGGGGUCCCAGCAGGGUACGUGGGCAGUGUGCAGACAGCAGUGCUUGGAAUUCCCAACGGGAUGCUCCCUGCACAGCAGCCUGGCUACGUGGCUGGCAUGGCAGCACUGCCCCAGCCCCUCUACAGUGUCCAACCUGCACAGCAGCUGCACUGGAACAUUGCUCAGAUGACCCAGCAGAUGGCUGGGAUGAACCUCUACGGAGCCAACGGCGUGAUGGGCUAUGGGCAGCCCAUGGGAGGAGGAGCUGCCCAGGGCAGCAAUCAGUCCCUCAGCACUCAGCUCUGGAAAUGA
Messenger RNA from Acanthisitta chloris (rifleman), 1293 nucleotides. It is a transcript of the gene SMAP2, whose product is annotated as small ArfGAP2. The coding region runs from base 1 to 1293 and encodes 430 amino acids. The transcript has 10 exons. The record is from RefSeq and is a predicted model, not a curated record. Lineage: Eukaryota; Metazoa; Chordata; Aves; Passeriformes; Acanthisittidae. Gene Ontology annotation, molecular function: GTPase activator activity.